Sparassis crispa is the source of this 2214-nucleotide messenger RNA. RefSeq lists its product as hypothetical. The transcript has 12 exons. Lineage: Eukaryota; Fungi; Basidiomycota; Agaricomycetes; Polyporales; Sparassidaceae. Bases 1 to 2214 code for a protein of 737 amino acids. Gene Ontology annotation, molecular function: protein binding. The record is from RefSeq and is a predicted model, not a curated record.
AUGCCUGUCACUCGGCGCCAGUCAGGAAGACUACCUCCACCCAUUCGGAGAACACUUCAAGUCGUAUCUGUCAUUGAUGCGGAUACCACCGACGGAACUGAAUCUAGUGUUACUGAUCUGGAACACGAAGAUGAAGACGAAAGCGCCAGUGAUUGGGAUGGUGGCCGAGUCCAAAGGAAACAACCUGAGAAGAAGCGUGCUAAGGUCACUUCGCCGAAUUUGAAAAAGAGUCCUAAGCAGAAGUAUGUCGCUGCGUUGACCAUACUGCCCACGAUGUCUUUGGACAUUCUCUUUGAGAUAUUCUGUCUGCUGAAUCCAGCCACUCUUCUCAAUCUUGCACGGACAAGCAAAGCCUUCAGAGAUACGUUGAUGACUCGCAAAGCAAUCACCGUUUGGAAGCACGCUUGGGUGUACAACUCAGACGGUGCUCCCGCAUGUCCACCUGAUAUGUCCGAGCCGCGUUGGGCAAACUUACUGUUCGGCGGAACAAAAUGCCAGGAAUGCGGUGCGAGCAGUAUCCAAAAGAUUGACUUCGCACUACGUCGCCGUGUUUGCAGCAGUUGCUUAAAGAAGAAUUUAGUGUAUAGUGUUAGCUUUCCAAAGCGAUUUCCAGAUUUCGAUACUGCUAUACUUGAGUUGAUUCCGCACACAAAUGUUGGAGGCUGGUCCCAUGGUCAUGCUUCGGCCAGCAAAUUCUACUGGGAAGCUGAUAUUUAUCCGAUGGCCCAAGAAUUUGGCCAGUACCAAAGGAAUGUACACAUACAUAAGCCCGGUGCCAAGGAUGCCUUGAAGAAGUUCAGAGAGUCUCGGAUGAAAUUCGUAGAAGACGUCUUAGAGCACGCGGAAGUCUGUAAUGAAUGGAUAAACAACAUAUACGAGAGUUGUAGACAGGAUGCGGAGGCGCGGAAGUGUGUGCGAUAUGAUGCGAUCGUUCGGCGCUUCAAAGAUUUGGGAUAUGAAGCCACUGACAUCUCUGACAUCAAAUACUUGCCUCAGGUUAAUGUCGAUAGGGAGCUCACUUCCCGUACCUGGGCACGUAUUCAGCCGCAGCUUGAGCCACAUGUACAAAGGACGAAACAACGGCGCGUUGCUCGAGAACGAGCUGCCCUUUUACAUGAACGGAGGAAGAUGGUCAAACAGGUAUAUGGCAGCUACAAGAAGACACUUGUUCCGAUGCAGUGGAUCUAUCUUCCGACCCUAGAAGAGAUCUACUUGAUGCCGGACUUCGCGGAUCUCAUCAAUUCCGCUACUGCUGAACCUCUUCGUGUCGAAACCUGUACCGGUGCUCUGCGGGCGUUGCCUGGCUAUCUCACUACACGCGCCGACCGCCUCAGACAGGAAAUGCUUGCAAUGCUGCCCGCUGAAAAUGGCAAGGAAGAGGGUGAAGUGCUGGAGUUUUCUUCAUCUGAGACCGAUCCCGUGUUCCUUGCGAAGUCCGUCUUCAUAUGCACUUCAGCUUCCUGCAAGUCCAAUCGUGUUCUGAUCUCGUGGUCCGGAGUGAUGUCGCAUGACUGCUUGAUCGCCAGCCGGACUUCUUACAGCUACAUGUCAACCUACCACGUAGACCCAGCAUUCAAGGGGUUGGAGUUCGGGUUCAGCGAACGUGGAGCUGCUGCCGUUUCUGCUUUGGUAUCGUUACUGGAGCCCAAGCGACAACUAGACGAGAUAUCAAGCAAAGAUCUCGAUGACCUGGAUCCCCGUUUUGUCUGCAUGAAUUGUCCGAUUGCUAAAGCCAGGGGUGUGCACGGGCGAUUGGCCAUGUCAUGGCGACAAUGUGUGUUGCAUCACGUGGAACGCAAGGACGAGACGCACGUGUUGUCUCAAUGGAUGAUCCUACCAAAGGACGAUGAGCAGCGCCUCAAAAGGCAGGAAGGAGGCGAUCCAUCGUACAAUUCUCUGCAUUGGAGUUGUAACCAUUGUCCAACCCAUCUCGACAAUCUGCAGAGGCGCAAUGCUGCCAUUGAGCACGUGAAGAAGAUGCAUGCGGAGGCUCAACCACGGGAAAAUAAGGACUUCUUCCACGUGAAACCUUCACAGCGUACGGGACCGCUGCCCCAAGGUCUAGCGAUGGGCCCGGGCGCGUCGAAGGAUUUCCGAUGCUUGAUAUGUAGCAAGAAUUCUCGAACAUUUAUCGAGUCCGGUGUGAAGGCUCACCUGAAAGACAAGCAUCAAAUCAUAACACCCGUGCAGAAUGAGCACUACAGCAAGUCUUAG